CCUUUUCUUUCUCUACAAAUAUCUGCUUUUCUUGUUCUCAGGGAAAAACGGACUCUGAUGGCGUCUGCACCUGUUUCACAGCCUUCUCCUAAAAAAACAGUGGCCUCUCACGUGCCUUUUGCAGAUCUGUGUUCCACUCUGGAGCGAAUACAGACGUGUAAAUCUCGUCCAGAGAAAACCAAGUAUUUCAAAGAUUUCCUGGAUUCCUGGAGAAAAUUCCAUGAUGCUCUUCAUCAAAAAGAGAAAGACGUCACAGAUUCUUUUUAUCCAGCUAUGCGCCUUAUUCUUCCGCAGUUGGAAAGAGAAAGGAUGGCGUAUGGAAUUAAAGAAACUAUGCUUGCGAAGCUGUAUAUUGAACUGCUUAAUUUACCAAAAGAUGGAAAAGAUGCUGCAAAGCUUUUAAAUUACAGAACACCUGCUGGCUCACGUGGAGAUGCCGGAGAUUUUGCAAUGAUCGCAUACUUUGUGAUAAAACCUAGGAGCCCAAAACAAGGGAGACUGACAAUAGAACAAGUCAAUGAGCACUUAGAUGCGAUAGCUAAUAAUAAUGCUGCCAAAAAAAAGGAUUUGUUAAAGAAAAGUCUUCUUCAGUUAAUUACCCAGAGCACAGCACUGGAACAAAAAUGGCUCAUCCGGAUGAUUAUAAAGGAUCUAAAGCUUGGUGUUAGUCAACAAACUAUAUUUUCCAUUUUUCAUCCCGAUGCUGCUGAAUUACACAAUGUCACAACUGAUUUGGAAAAAGUUUGCAGACAGCUGCAUGAUCCCUGCGUCUCACUUAGCGAUGUUUCUAUCAUGUUGUUUUCUGCCUUUAAGCCAAUGCUUGCUGCUAUUGCCGAUGUCCAGCAAAUUGAGAAGCAAAUGAAUAACCAGAUAUUCUACAUAGAAACUAAGCUGGAUGGUGAACGCAUGCAGAUGCACAAAGACGGAGAUGUGUAUAAAUAUUUUUCCCGAAACGGGUUUGACUAUACUCAGCAGUUUGGUGCUUCUCCCCUUGAUGGUUCGUUAACGCCGUUUAUUCACAAUGUAUUUAAGAGCAAUAUACAAAAUUGCAUUCUCGAUGGCGAAAUGAUGGCGUACAACCCUGAGACGCAAACCUUUAUGCAAAAAGGGAACAAAUUUGACAUAAAAAGAAUGGUGGAGGACUCUGAUCUUCAGACCUGCUUCUGUGUGUUUGAUGUGUUGAUGGUUAACGAUCAGAAGCUGGGUCAUGAAGUGCUAAGCAAAAGAUACGAAAUCUUAAAUAGCGUGUUUACCCCGGUAAAGGGGAGGAUAUAUGUUGUACAUAAAAAAAGUGCCAGAACGAGAAAAGAAGUAAUUGAUGCUUUAAAUGAGGCGAUAGAUAACAGAGAGGAAGGGAUUAUGGUGAAAGAUCCCAUGUCCACCUACAAGCCUGACAAACGUGGGGAAGGCUGGUUAAAAAUCAAGCCAGAAUACGUCAGUGGGCUGAUGGAUGAACUAGACCUUUUAAUUGUUGGUGGCUACUGGGGAAAGGGCUCACGUGGUGGAAUGAUGUCUCAUUUUCUGUGCGCUAUUGCAGAGACGCCCCCUGUGAAUGAAAAACCAACCGUUUUCCACUCUAUUUGUCGUGUUGGCUCUGGCUAUACUAUGAAGGAGUUGUAUGAUUUAGGUUUGAAACUGGCUAAACACUGGAAGCCCUACAAUAGGAAGGACCCUCCCUGUAACAUUUUGUGUGGAACUGAAAAACCUGAAAUGUACAUUGAACCUUGCAACUCUGUCAUCGUUCAAAUCAAGGCAGCCGAGAUUGUUGACAGUGACAUGUACAAAACUGACUGUACUUUGAGAUUCCCCCGAAUUGAGAAGAUAAGAGAGGACAAAGAAUGGUAUGAAUGCAUGACUUCAGACAUGUUAGAAGACCUCAGAAGCAAAGCAGAAGGGAAGCUGGCAUCUAAGCACCUUUAUAUAGAUGAGUAUGAUGAGCCACAAGAGAAAAAAAGGAAAACUGUACCAAAGGUGAAGAAGAUAAUUGGAAUAGCUGAGCAAUUUAAAGCUCCUGAUCUUUCUAAUGUAAGCAAGGUUUCAAAUGUAUUUGAGGAUGUUGAGUUUUGUGUUAUGACAGGAACAGGAAAACACUCAAAGUCUGAACUGGAAAGCAGAAUAGCUGAAUGUGGCGGCAGCGUGGUACAGAACCCAGGGCCGGAGACUUACUGUGUCAUUGUAGGAGCUGAGAACGUCAGAGUGAAAAACAUCAUUGCUUCCAACAAAUACGAUGUGGUGAGGGCAGAGUGGCUCCUUCAGUGUUUUCAAACCAAAAUGCUGGUGCCUUGGCAGCCAGCCUUUAUGAUUCACAUGUCUCCUGACACGAAAGAACAUUUUGCUCGUGAGUAUGAUUGUUAUGGAGACAGCUACACAGCAGACGUAGAUGUUGCACAACUCAAGGAAGUGUUCUCAAGAAUGAAAGACAAUAAGGUGGUGCCUUUGGACAUAAUUGCAGAGUUAGAAGAACGUUAUUCGUGGAACAGUUGUCAGCUCAGUAUAUUCCGAGGAAACACUGUUUAUGUGGAUUGUUAUGCUGUUGUUAAUGAGCCCAAAACCAAAAUCCAUGGAACAACACUAUCAGUUAGAGCUUUGGAGCUCCGUUUUUAUGGUGCGAAAGUAGUCUCUCACCUUGAAGAGGGCGUCUCCCAUGUUGUUACAGGAGAAGAUCAUUCCCGGGUAAAAGAGGUGAAAGCACUAAGGAGAACAUUUGAGAAAAAAUUUAAAAUCGUAUCUGAGUUGUGGGUAACAGAGUCAGUGGAGGAAGGAGUCCUGCAGAAUGACAAUCAGUACUUAAUAUAA
Molecule: messenger RNA, 2796 nt
Organism: Tauraco erythrolophus (red-crested turaco)
Lineage: Eukaryota; Metazoa; Chordata; Aves; Musophagiformes; Musophagidae
Source: RefSeq, a predicted model, not a curated record